AUGAAACCGGGUUAUCAUAUAGUAGACCCGACUCGUCCAACACAGGGAUAUAGCACUCCUCAAUGGGGUCUUGUAAAGCCAUUUGUAUUAGAAUCUGUAUUACCAUAUCGUGCGGCGGGUAUUGUCGGUAACUCAGAGUCUUCGCGUCUGGAAUUUUUAUGCUCAAAAGAAUAUCUCAAAGCUUAUGAAGAAGUGAAAUCGUUUGGAUCAAGAUUCAGUACGAAACGAACUGCUGAGGAGACACUAAUAGCUCAGUUUUGGGGUUAUGAUGGUGGGCCAAAAGUUGGACCUUUUCCACGUGCCUGCAAUCAAGUGGUCCAAGUGAUUGCUAUUAAGAAGAAGAAUACAUUGGUAAAAAAUGCACACUUAUUUGCAUUGGUCAACUGUGCAUUAGCAGAUGCGCGUAUCAGUAUAUUCGACACGAAAUAUUACUAUGCUUUCUGGCGUCCUAUUGUCGCUAUUCGUAACGGAGGACCGUGCACUCCGCCAGAUCCCCAAUGGUUACCAUUGGGAGCACCUGCAGAUGGUAAUGGUGAUAAUUUUACUCCAGGCCAUCCUUCGUAUUCAUCAGGCCAUAUAUCAUCAUCGUCGGCUACUUUUGAAAUUCUUCGUCGCUUCUAUGAAAACGACAAGGUAUCAUUUGCAUUUCAAUCAGACGAAUACAAUGGAAAAACAAAUGAUUCAAUUACAGGAACAGUACGACCGGCAAUAACACGGCAAUAUACAUCGUUUACACAGGCAGAAACGGAGGUCUACCAUGCUAGAAUCUGGCUGGGCAUCCAUUGGCGAUUCGACGAAAGUCAUUCACAACUUGCAGGUCAUCAAAUCGCAUCCUACAUUUUCAAAAAAUUAUGUUAA
Molecule: messenger RNA, 858 nt
Organism: Rotaria sordida
Lineage: Eukaryota; Metazoa; Rotifera; Eurotatoria; Philodinida; Philodinidae
Source: the annotation of a GenBank genome assembly